AUCGUCGUUUGGUUUUGCGCAGCUUAGCUGUGUUGUGUGCCGACGACCCUCCAACCGCAGCACCCAACCAUUCACCCAACCAUUCACAUUCUCAGUCCUGAUGUGGAUAGUAGCUACGAGCACGGUAGUAACAACGACAACAACAGGAAGAAGAAACCAACCGUCACUAUGCCCCGUUUUGGUGAUCGAUGGGUGGUGGAUCGCACUCUGUUUGAGUAUGUGAAUGGGGGUAGCUGUGCGUGUUGUGGGUUUAAUCAUUUUCUUCCCGGCGGGACAAAGGACAUGAUUCAUGCCAUGUCGGAUUUGGAAACGGAUGCGGCCAACGCCGAAGUAAAUGCCUUGCAGGCAUCUCCAUGGCCCGCAAAUAUGCGGGAUGCUGUGUGGGGAGAUCGUCUGAAAUUGCGGCACUUGAUGAAGAAGGAAAUGCCCAAGUAUGCCACAUUUUGGAAGGAACACGCCGUGGAAUUGGAAGAAUGGUGUCGCAGUGGUGCAGAUGUCAUGACGCUGAAGAAAAUCUUUCAAAUGCCUCGUGCUGAAGUCACUGAACGUGUGAAAAACGACUAUGGGAUUCAUUCGGCGUUUGCCGUUGUGUUGUGUACCGUCGUGGAGCAAGUGGCCAAUUUCCCCGCCACGCAACUUCCUACGGAUGCUCGUGGGGAAUCCGAAACCAAUUUUGAACAAGCCUUGGUCUUUGAUCGACGAGGUGGAUUCACACUCAAAUUGAAACAAAAGGACGGAUCACUCAAUACAGAUGUCUUGCAGAUUUGGUUGUACCGCAUGAAGUCAUUGGGAGGUCCCAAACUAUUGGAACGAGCUCCACCCAAGAAGAAGGUUGUGGCCGAUAGCAGUGACGAGGAAGAAGAAGAUGACGAAGAUGGGGAUGCCGAUGCCGGAGGACUCAAACAACAAGCUGAUCCCGACGAAGAUGAACCGGCAUCGGGACCUAGUUUUCGAUCCGAUCGACGAAUCAUUCGAUUGCUCAUCGCUCGCUACUGGGCCGAUCAAAUGAUGAAGAAGUUCUUGGAAGCUAAACAAGAAAAGAACAAGCAGGACAACAAUGGCAAAGAGGAAGCUUCCUGAUCAAUCAAUCAAUCAAUAAAUCAAACAAACAACAAGAGAAAAUAUAACACAACAAUUGGCUACAUUAAACUUAAAAACUUAACGAAACAGGCAAUUCACGAACAAGUGUAGAAUCAUUCACCUUGUA
Molecule: messenger RNA, 1207 nt
Organism: Seminavis robusta
Lineage: Eukaryota; Bacillariophyta; Bacillariophyceae; Naviculales; Naviculaceae
Source: the annotation of a GenBank genome assembly